AUGGCGACUUUUGACGAGACCUUCAAUCCUGCCGCGCUCGCUCGCUCGGAUACAAUCACUUCUACGACCAGCGUUGCAAAGGCGCCCCCCGGCUCCGCCACUAAAACACCUAAGACGACUCAAAAUUAUCCUCGGAUCGACCUCGAACCCCUCUACACCGAACUCAAAUCCCUGAUCAGCCACAACUGGGAUACGUAUUAUGAUGCGCUCACUCGCUUCAUACGAGGGGAGCUCAACACACGGGAGUUCGGUGAUAUCUGCGACGUCUUCAUAUACGCUUCCCCACAGACCGAGCAUGCGCACAACUCGCUGAUAGUAGCUGUAUUGUGUAAUACAACCAAAGAUGCCCCCGAGCCUGGCCUUGCCGCAUGGGUCAGUGCGACCACGGAAAAAGCGUCUCUGGCUGCAACAUCCAAACCUGCUGUCACGAGUGAUGCAGGCGAACAAAGACUCAAGGCCGAAGUGAUGGCACUGCCCCCGAGAGAACGGCGAAGGCUUAAAGGCAUUGCACUCGACAAAGCCGAAGAAGAGGCUGCCGCUCGAAAAAGUAAUUACGAGGACUAUUACCAGGCCGGUCGGAUCAAGGUGCCUGAGACCUCCACUGGCCCCGCCGCUGGUGUGACAAAGACAAAUUGGGAUCUUGAAAUUAGGAAGAGAUAUCUCCAACCACUAUUCGCAGAAACGCUUGAAUUCCCCGAUGUAACCACUCUACACACAAGGAUUGUGCCUAUAUGCUACGAGGAGUCCAUUGCUUCUGGUUGUUCUACACAAUGUGCAGACCUGGUGGGGAUAGCAUCGGAAAUGUUCCUCAAGAACAUCCUCAGUGAGGUUUUCAACAGGACGCGGUCAAAUGGACCAAGAUACGAAAACAGUGCCGGCGGAGGUAUUUUUACCACUACAUACAAGAAAAAGAUCGAGAGAGAGGAGGCGGAGGUCAAAGCUGGGAGGCUCCAGCGCACUCGAGACGACGAUAUGUUGCCCUGCGAGGCUGAAGCGGCAUAUUCGAGGAGGCCUUUGGCCAUGGUCGACCUUCAACUUUCCAGUCACGUCGGACCCUUACCUUGGAAUGGAAGCCCCAUGAUCUCCUGGAAUAUCAUCAAUGCAUCUACUGGUUACGACUACGAUGAGUGGUAUGAAGAACAAGAACAAGAUGCCAAAGACGGCCAUGUUGAUGAGUCUAAUGAUGCCAUGGAUAUUGACAGCGCUGAUAAUUAUGGCUGGGAAGGGGCUGGCGCUCAGGAUAGGCCAAGGCUCGAUUCGGUAUUGGCCGACUGUCUCGCAAUUCCCGUCUAA
Molecule: messenger RNA, 1293 nt
Organism: Exophiala aquamarina CBS 119918
Lineage: Eukaryota; Fungi; Ascomycota; Eurotiomycetes; Chaetothyriales; Herpotrichiellaceae
Exons: 2
Coding region: 1-1293 (430 amino acids)
Biological process (GO): regulation of transcription by RNA polymerase II
Cellular component (GO): SAGA complex
Molecular function (GO): transcription coactivator activity
Source: RefSeq, a predicted model, not a curated record